Molecule: messenger RNA, 201 nt
Organism: Amoebophrya sp. A25
Lineage: Eukaryota; Dinophyceae; Syndiniales; Amoebophryaceae
Source: the annotation of a GenBank genome assembly
CAAUAACGACUUCAUCCCGGUUGAAGAGUCGUAUCAUGUCUGGGGCAGCAGCCUUAUGGAGCCGGCUGUCGUCCCCACCCUCACUCCCUCAGCUGCCUAUGAAGCUUCCAAGAAGAACCUCCAAGACGUCCAAGAAGAACCUCUUGGAACAUGAAAAAGAAGAUGACAUCAACGAGAGCCGGAAUGAAGAUAGCAUCGACG